Molecule: messenger RNA, 2405 nt
Organism: Dunckerocampus dactyliophorus (ringed pipefish)
Lineage: Eukaryota; Metazoa; Chordata; Actinopteri; Syngnathiformes; Syngnathidae
Product: EF-hand and coiled-coil domain-containing protein 1
Exons: 7
Coding region: 122-1921 (599 amino acids)
Source: RefSeq, a predicted model, not a curated record
UGUUGAAGGGAUCAGAUGUAGUUUUGAUGAUCCGGGAAUGAAGUCAAGGUUAGUUUUCCAAGGAAUUUGGUGCAGAAUCCUUUAACUUUGGAUUGUUGGCUGAUAUUUAGCAAACUCAGCUAUGAGGUGCAUCCAGCCUUGGCCACGAGCAGCGCGGAGGAGCGAAUGGCUCCGGUGCGCCUUGGCCCACCACCACAACCCCAAUCCCGGCGUGGAGAAUGAAAUAGUCGUCCUGGCCACCGGGAUAGACCAAUACUUGCAGGAGGUCUUCCACCAUCUUGCUUACCCUAACCGGGAAGAUAAAGUGUCGGCGGAGGACUUCACGACACUCUGCACCGUCCUGGGUGUCAUCGGAGCCCGGAAGGGUCAGAAGAGCAUGAAAGAAACCUGGGAUGGAGAUGGCGACGAGGAAGAGUUCGGCGAUGUUUGCUCCGGGUUGCCUUGUCAGUUAACUUUUAAGGACUUCCAUGCGCGUCUGUGCGGCUUCUUUCGUGUGCGCACCGCACAAAGGGGCACCGGGGACUGUGGCUGGCGGCUGCCCGUCACUGAGGAGACCGAGCUGGUGGAGAGACAGAUUCUUCUACGGUGGCCUCGUCUGAGGAGGAGAAAAGAUGUCACGUUUGAUCUGACAAGGAAUCACAGCAGAUCCACCGCAGAGGACACGGAUUCGGAGGAGUUAGCAGCUCUCAGGGAGCUGGUGGAGGACCUGCGCUCAGCACUGCAAGGGAGCGACGCCCGCUGCCUGGCCCUUGAAGUGGCUCUGAGACGAGAGAAAGGCCGCACGCUCCCGACUCCGAAGGCUGUUCCGUCACCCGCAACCUCCGUCUCCCUCGUACAAGGCAAGCUGGUGCCCACACGCCGCAUUAAAGGACGUGCCGACGGAGGAGACGGUGUGAGGAGGCCAGGGAGGAGGUGGGACACGUGGGACCCGCUCUUGAGAGAGUUGAAGCUGAUUCGAUCCUCUCGCGACGGACAGCUGGAAGAGGCCAUCAAGUUCAAUCAGCAUCUGGAGGAGGAGUUGCGAUGGGCCUACCAAGAAGUGCGAAAGCUUCAGGCGUUGGAGUCUGCUCUGAGGAGGGAGAACAUCCACAUUAGGAGGCGAGCAGAGGAGGCCAGAGAGGCUUUGAGCUUGGGGCUGGAGAAGGUCAGAAUGAUUCAGGAGCAAGCCGAAUCCGUGCCGCAGCUUCAGUCCAGGAUCAGCCAGCUGGAGACAGAACUGGAGCGGUACAGGUACCGUACGGCAGCUGUUAGCAGGUCCUCCGCCCACACUGCUGUUGAAGUACGGCUGUUGUCUGUCGCUCCUGCCACCAGAUUCAGCCGUGUCUGUCUCCCUGAUGCCGCCUCACGCAAAGGAGUCGCGAUCUACUCGGGUAAGACGGAUGCUGAGUGUCUGCAGAGAGCAGUGGAGGGCAGAGCUGCCUCUGAUGAAGAGGAAGAGGGCGACAGGGGGGCGACUCAGGAAGGACAACACCGCCUCCCGGAGGUGAAGACGCGCACCAACCAAUCGCACGACUGUGGCAAAGGCUGCAGCUGGAAGAGACUCAAGCAGGAGCUCUCAGCAAGCACGGUCGGCAGGGGGGAGGAAAAAACACCAGAGCCAGAGGCCGCCAAGGCAACGCAGGAAGACAAAGAGAGGGCGAGGCUGUCUUUACUGGAGGAAAAGUUUCGAGAUUCCCUCCUGUUGCUGCUGCAGCUACGUAAUAAGAGGGUGUCCCGCCGGGAGCUGGGCACAAUAAUGAUGGACACUCUGGACAUGUGCAGCAAACAUGGAGAUGGUCCGUGUCAGGUGCUGCAGGUAGCGGACGCCCUGUACAUGCAGUUGUCCUCCAGUGGUUACCUUGGCGAAGGAGGCGAGGACAAAGGGGAUGAGCGGGAGAGCACACACCAGCCUCAGACAAGCCCUCUGCUCAUCUCCUGUUAACAAAGCUGCUCUUUUUCAGCGAGCUUCGCUUUAUGUGUGUGUACUGCUCUAAAUUGUCCAGCGGUGUGACUGAGAGUCCAGCAGUCUUCUGUUUCCAGGGUAACAACGCAGCGACGUUUCAUUCAUAUUCCUGUUGUAAGUUAGUUAGUUAGCUUUGGAAGCACGUUAACCAAACGGGUGUGGGCUGAUGUUCUACUGUCAUGCGCACGUGUGGCAGACGUACCACGUCUAGCAUGACUUAAUAACGCUAUUAAAGCUGCGGUGUCAAACCACUUGGGCUAAUAAAUGUCGAAUUGUCUCCAACAGAUGAAUUCAGCAGGGUUACUUCAUCGGGAAAACAAAGCGUAGUGAGACCCAACAUCACAAUGUGACCUUGGAGCAACUUAACACGUUUAAGUUCAUUUGACUCAGAACGCGAAUCAUUUGGACUUCGGUUUUGAUGGUGUUGUCUUUGAGGCAGCGGAUUAGGCAGGCACAAACUAUG